CUUUCACUGGAUUUAUUUUUCGACAUGUGUAUUUUUGCACUCCGUGUGUUUUUGGGGGCGCUCCUCUGUGCACUGUACCGGUGCUCGGAGUGUCCUUCUGGCUGUGAAUGCUUCACUGUCACACGCACGGUGAAAUGUGUUUCCAAGGAUCUGCUCUCUGUGCCAGAACGUAUUGCAGGAUAUGCAAGGACUGUCGUUAUCACUGGAAAUAAUAUUCGCCAGAUUGGACCCGAUUCCUUUCCAGAACUAGAGAAUCUUACCAACAUCAUUUUAAGCAAUAAUAGGGUCACAGAGAUGGCGUCCCACAGUUUCUUCACCCUCAUCAACCUACGUUUCCUGGACCUUAGUGGCAACCAGCUGGCUCUCAUCCAUCCUGAGGCUCUCAGCAUUCCUGGCAGCCCCCUGCAGGAGCUCAACCUGAGCCGCUCGCUCUACAACUUCACAGCCCUGAUGGACCUUACAACGGCGCUGCGCUGGGGCAGCCUUGGGAGCCUGCUUCGGCUCGACCUUUCUGGAAACCAGCUGGCGUUGCUUCCCCCUGGGAUGUUCUCCCACCUUCCCAAUCUGAAGCAACUUUUCCUUGCUAAUAACUCUCUGAUGGCCGUGUACAGUGGCACUUUUUCGGGUAUGAACCACCUCGAGGUGUUGGACUUGACCUUCAAUACUUUCAGGACAUUCAGACCUGAUGCCCUCCAAGAGUUCGGUAGGCUCGGACACAUCCGCAUCCUUCUUGGCGACAACCCUUAUACCUGCUCUUGUGAGAUCCAUAGCUUCAUGAGCUGGCUGAACGAAACGAGGGCUCAGGUAGAUGUGGACAGCAUAAGGUGUGCAUCUCCAAGUGGGUUAAUUGAUACUCCAUUGCGAGGGCUUGGGCUACAAGCAAUUGGCUGCGUUGUUCCGGUCCAAGAAGAGAUGACGGACCUCACCCUGCAGACAUCCUAUGUCUUCUUAGGGCUAGUGCUUGGAUUUGUUGGCAUGGUCUUUCUCUUAGUGGUCUACCUAAAUCGUAAAGGUUUGAAGAAGUGGAUCAUUGAAAUGCGAGAUGCAUGUCGAGACAUUCUAGAUGGAUAUCAUUACCGCUAUGAAAUGGACUCUGACCCCCGGCUUGGCCACUCUUCAGCACACAGUAGUGGCAGUGUGGUACAAGGACACCUUGGAUUGCCUCCAUCUCAGCAGCUGGCACAGGAUACUUGUAUUCUUCAGAUUCCCACAACGGACACACAAGUCAAACAAGUGACGACCACCACACCUGUAAGCCGAUGAUCCCAUGACUUACUGAAUUUACCA
Molecule: messenger RNA, 1287 nt
Organism: Thalassophryne amazonica
Lineage: Eukaryota; Metazoa; Chordata; Actinopteri; Batrachoidiformes; Batrachoididae
Product: trophoblast glycoprotein-like
Exons: 2
Coding region: 25-1263 (412 amino acids)
Biological process (GO): negative regulation of canonical Wnt signaling pathway
Cellular component (GO): plasma membrane
Molecular function (GO): protein binding
Source: RefSeq, a predicted model, not a curated record